AUGGAGCUGGAGGAUCAGCUUGUGGUGCUCGAAGGCACGCCAAAUGUGUCGCAGGUAAACUCUCGAGAUAAGGAUAUCGGCGAAGAGUUGGGAGAAAUUCGUAUGCAAUUGUCUUCUCUGGAGAGGGAUGAGAUGGCUAAUACGGUAAGCGAGAUCUUAUUUAGAAUUAAAUGAUUGAAAAGGAAUUAUUUCGUGAAUAGUUAAGAUAAAAGUAAAAAUUUUAUUUGCUAGAGUUAUAUAUUUUACUUUUUAUUUUACAGCUUGUUAUUAAAAAUUUACGUGUUCCUAAAGGGGAGCCGACUUCAGUCUGUGUUUUUGAAUUUAUGCAUGACCUAAAGUAAGUUAUUAGAAAAUUAUAGAGAAUUUGAUUUUAUUAUGGUUCAGAGUUUCGAUAGAUAGAGGAAGUUUGUUACGUGUUGUGUUGGGGAAGCCUAAUAAGGCUUUCCCAUAUCCGUUUGAAGGGAAAAGCUCAAAAGUUGGGUAUAAAAAGGGUUCGAAAAAGACGCAUUUCUUGGACUUCCAGGUGUCAUAACUUUGUUCAUUUCGAAGUUACAGAGAAACUAAUCAUAUUGAUCGAUUCGUCUUGUUUUCAGCUUUCCAAUGAUCUUAAUUAUCAACUGAUAGAACUUCAUCCAGGAGCUUCAGACUCACCACAGCUAACAAUUCGAAGUUGUGAUAAGUUAUCAGGGACUGGGAUACGUCAACAGUUUCAUGUCAAGACGUUCUAUCGAUUGAAUAUCAUAUCAUCUCGUUUGAGGGAAAAGCUGAGAUCUAAGCUGGGAAAUUCCAUGACGUCAUUCAGGUUGAUGAAGAAUCUUGAAAUUCUUUAUCAUUGGAAAGAUGAUAACGAGACGAAUCGAUCGAUAUGAUUAGUUUCUCUGUAACUUCGAAAUGAACAAAGUUAUGACACCUGAAAGUCCAAAAAAAGUGUCUUUUUCAAACCCUUUUAUACCCAACUUUUGAGCUUUUCCCUUCAAACGGAUAUGAUAAUAGUACCAUAUAGAUGCUGCUCUAUCAAUUGCCCUAAGAAAAACUUUGAAAAAACCAACUUUUUUUUCGAGCUUUUUCUUUUUCGCGAGGAAACCACACCGAUGAGAGCCUCAGACGAGCACUUUUUCCGACGCCCAAUCUCGGCCAACGCGUUUCAUCAGACGCGCAAUUUUAUUUUUUAAGAGAUCUUUGAACGCUUAUAUCUCGGCUCGCCGAACACCUACAGUACACCUGAUUAUAUUAUUCGAUUCGUCUCAACGUCAGCUUUCCGAUGAUAUGGGUUAUCUGUUGGUAGAUCUUCAUCCAGAAAUUUCAGACUCGUUUCAGCUUCUCACUCGAUGUUAUGAUAAGCUAUCGGGAAUGGAACAACAUCUUCAGGUUCGUCUUGAGACCCUCUAUCGAUUGGUUGCCAUAUCGUUUGUGGGAGAAGCUGAGAUGGAAACUGAAAAUUCUCGUGACGUCAUUCAAGUUGAUGGAGAUUCGUGAAACUUCAUAUUAUUAG
Messenger RNA from Caenorhabditis auriculariae, 1492 nucleotides. NCBI's taxonomy places the organism in Eukaryota, Metazoa, Nematoda, Chromadorea, Rhabditida, Rhabditidae. The record is from the annotation of a GenBank genome assembly.